AAACCUAAGAGGGAAGAGCAGGGAGGAUAUAUUGGUUGUCAGGAAAAUGUAGACUACCGGUAGAAAAUGACAUCCUCUGUUAAUAAGAUCUAAGGUCUGAGUGUGUGGUUCAGUGCUCUGGGAAGUGUCUGGACAGAGAAUCAGAGCUGGACAAGGCAGCCUUGAUCUGAGUGAGCUAACUGGCACCAUGAAAAUAUCAGGUGUCUCUCUGCUCCUCUCUCUGGCUCUUUUCUGCUUUCUUUCAGGUGACUUCAGUCAAGGAGGACAGGACAAAAGAGGCUGGAUCACAAGAUCAGAGGGCCAAUUGCCAAGAAAAGGUGUCUUAAGGAGGUGUCUCUUUCAUGUUGACUGCAGCGAGUUCCAGGACCCCAAUGUGUUCUGCACUCGAGAAUCGAAUCCCCACUGUGGCUCUGAUGGCCAGACAUAUGGCAACAGAUGUGCCUUCUGUAAGGCAGUGGUGAAAAGUGGUGGGAAGAUCAGCCUAAAGCAUUAUGGAAAAUGCUGAAUUAGAGCCCGUGUUUUGUGCUGACUUGCCUUGUCUCUCAUUUUUCUUUUCUUGUUUCUGCUUUUACUUUUCUCUUGCAGAUCUCUUAAAUUUAUAAAGACAUCUUCUACUCUGGGUCUUGGGCAGUUCAGUAUAUAUUUCCCUUGAUUCAUUCGUCAAUAAAGUAAAUUCUGAAGAAGUAUUGCUUGUAUUUUUUUACUUUGAGAUCAAGAAAACAUACAGAUAUGAUAUGGAAUAAUUCACCCAGAAUAAACUUGGAUAAAAAGACCUUUUUCUGAUCUAA
This is a messenger RNA of Manis pentadactyla (Chinese pangolin), 788 nucleotides long. RefSeq names its product serine protease inhibitor Kazal-type 6-like. The coding region runs from base 188 to 505 and encodes 105 amino acids. NCBI's taxonomy places the organism in Eukaryota, Metazoa, Chordata, Mammalia, Pholidota, Manidae. The transcript is spliced from 6 exons. The record is from RefSeq and is a predicted model, not a curated record. Gene Ontology annotation, molecular function: protein binding.